AUGUUUCUGUUCUUGAAGACCAUCUCCGUCAUCUUGUUCUUGAACAAACAGGACGUUUUGGCCGAUAAGAUUCUGGCGGGAAAAUCCAAACUGGAAGAUUAUUUCCCCGAGUACGAGAACUACAGCGUACCCCCCGACUCUGUUUCAGACGAAGGAGAAGAUCCAAAAGUGACACGAGCGAAGUUCUUCAUCAGAGACGAGUUUCUGCGCAUCAGCACGGCGUCUGGCGACGGGAAACAUUACUGUUAUCCUCACUUCACCUGCGCCGUCGACACCGAGAACAUCAGGAGGGUUUUCAACGACUGCAGAGACAUAAUCCAGAGAAUGCACCUGCGCCAGUACGAGCUCCUCUAGACCAAGACCAGGACCAGG
Molecule: messenger RNA, 372 nt
Organism: Boleophthalmus pectinirostris (great blue-spotted mudskipper)
Lineage: Eukaryota; Metazoa; Chordata; Actinopteri; Gobiiformes; Gobiidae
Product: guanine nucleotide-binding protein G(olf) subunit alpha-like
Exons: 4
Coding region: 1-354 (117 amino acids)
Biological process (GO): adenylate cyclase-modulating G protein-coupled receptor signaling pathway
Cellular component (GO): heterotrimeric G-protein complex
Molecular function (GO): GTPase activity; GTP binding; G protein-coupled receptor binding
Source: RefSeq, a predicted model, not a curated record